Zeugodacus cucurbitae (melon fly) is the source of this 2705-nucleotide messenger RNA. It is a transcript of the gene knk, whose product is annotated as protein Skeletor, isoforms B/C. The record is from RefSeq and is a predicted model, not a curated record. The transcript is spliced from 9 exons. The coding region runs from base 169 to 2349 and encodes 726 amino acids. Lineage: Eukaryota; Metazoa; Arthropoda; Insecta; Diptera; Tephritidae.
UUUGUAUGUGAAAGUGAAUCAUUUCUUCAAAGUAUGUGUGUUGUUAAAGAAUUCAAUUAAUUUUGUUUUCGAUUCUAUUUUUUGUUUGUUUUUUUUUAUUGUAAAAUAAUUUCCAAAAUAUAUAUAAAAAAAAAUUCAUACGCUAAUCAUUAACGCCGAUUUGCCGAUAUGUGUUCAUUGGCGGCGCGCAAAAGCGGAAAUUGUGACGACUGCAAGCCUGUGCGGCCACGCAGUCAUAAAACUUGCAGUGACAAAGUGAAAAUUGCUCGCGGAAAUUUGCAAAUAAAUGAGAAAAUUUGGCUGACAAUCCUGCUGCUGGCAGCGUGUUGGCUACAAACCAAUUUGGCCAUUGACGAUGAAGAAGAUGGUCCGUACCGUGGAAGAUAUUUAGGCAAAAUCAAUUCAUAUCAUCACCAGGUAUCCGGCGAUGUGUAUGCUGUAAAUGAGUAUACCUUUCUGAUAAUCGGUUUUAAUUAUGACGGUAAUGGUGCGGACACAUUCUUUUGGGCUGGCGCUUCCAAUCGCCCCGGUCCGCAGGGUUUCAUUGUGCCAGAUGAAUACGGCAAAACUAAUAUACUGGAUCGUUAUCACAACAAAGAUUUCACGCUAACACUGCCCGAUCGAAAGAAGAUAACCGAAAUCAAAUGGUUAGCCGUUUACGAUCUGAACAAUCAGAAUAAUUUCGGCGAUGUUUAUAUACCGGAAGAAUUUGAACCGCCACGUGCACAGGCGGGCGGUACAUUCUCUCGUCGCAGUCACAAUGUCAGUAGCAGUGCGAUCGAGAUGCUCGACUCGAAGACGAUACGCAUUAAAGAUUUCACCUACGAUGGUUUGGGUAAGCGUACAUUCUUUUGGACCGGUGUGGGCGCCCAACCGUCCAGUCGCGGCAGUAAGAUACCCGACGAAAUGGGAUACUUGGAUCCCAUACGGAAAUAUGAUAAAGAGACUAUCACAUUAGAGUUACCCGGUGAUAAGACGAUUUUUGACAUCGAUUGGAUUAGUAUUUACGAUUUAGCUGAUAAUGAGAAUUUUGGACAUGUUUUAAUAGCCGACAAUCUCAAUGUGCCACCAUCGUUAGUGAAGAUAACGCCAUAUGAAUUCUCGCUGCCAAAUUGUCGACAAUUGCAUAAGAAUUUGCAAGUAUCAUGGGAGGUGUUCGGCCCACAAAUAACCUUACAGCUAUCCGGUCAGGUGGAAAAGAAUGACUACAUGUCCUUUGGUUUAUCCGGUUCGGAGACAUCAAGCCAAAUGAUUGGCGCCGAUGUGGUUGUAGCAUAUAUCGAUGAUAUACGCGGCUAUUCGGUAGAUUACAAUAUUACUUCUUUGGCGCCGUGCGUUCAAGUGUUGGGUCAAAAUAAGGGUGUUUGUCGCGAUGAUGUAGUCGGCGGUUUGGACAGUUUUCAACUUAAUACUUAUAGCCGUAAGGAUGGUAUAAAUACAAUCACUUUUCGACGAACGCUGAUAUCAUCGGAUCCGGGUGAUAAAGAAAUACGACUGGACAAAAGUAAUUAUGUGGUAUGGGCCUUAGGACAGUUGGAUUCAAAUUCAGAACCGGCAUUUCAUUUUGUAUAUCCCAAAAGUGAUAUACUCAUCGAUUUCAAUACAACUGAGCCGGUAAAUGAUUGCUUCAGCUUUACAAAACUUCCCGAGACACCUAUACAAAUAUGGGAGCGUGUACGCUUACAUGAUCCCACUUUGCGUACAUUUAAUGCGUAUCUUGGACCUUCGGGAGGUUUACGUGGUUACCAAGGGAUUACUGGACACGUUUCUAGUGGCCUAGCUUGGUACAUUAACGGAUAUAUGACGCCUGAGCUGUAUUUGAAGCGUGGACUUACUUACGCCUUCAAGGUACGCGGUGGCAACAAUCCACAUUCGCCAGAACAUUAUCAUCCAAUGGUUAUAACUGAUGAACCUCAUGGUGGUUACGAUCGUCUGAGCGAUGCGAAACAAAGUGAAAUUCGUGUACUUGCCGGUGUUGAAUUCACACGACGCGGUCGCCCCAAACCUACUGCAGCCGGCCCGUUAUGCCUCUCCAAAUACCCGCUCAGUUAUGAUCGUCGUUUGGAUGAUAAUUUUCCAAGUUUCAAGAAAUUCAAUCGUUCACUGCUAAGUAUUUGCCCUAAUGAAGAGCCAGCUACUUUGGAAAUCACACCGAAUAUUACAUGGCCAGAUACUGUAUACUAUAACAGUUUCACACACGCCAACAUGGGUUGGAAAAUUCAUAUUAUUGAUAGUUUUACAAAUAUCCGAAAUGGUGCACUUUCAAAUGCCGUUAUGCUGCCCACUAAAUUGGUGUUAACACUAUUGUGUUUGAAAUUUGGCAUCCAAUUAAUAUACGAUCAAUACUAAAAGAGCAUAAAUAUCGAACGCUCUGUGUGAGAUACCCCGAUAAGGGCAGUUUUUAAACGAGCCGUGCGUUCGUGCUACAUAAAUAUUAAAGGCCUUUUCACACUAAAUGACUGACUGAUUUCAAUGUAUUUAAUAAUUUCACUCAUUAUGCAUAAAACUAGACAGCGAUAUAUACAUAUUUGUGUGAUUACAUAUGCAUAUUUCUGUGUUUAUUCAUACAACUAGGGAAUAUACGAUAUUCAUGUUAACUUUGUAUAAAUCCUUAACAACAAUUUCGCAGGGUCUUAUUGUAAAAGUCACAAUGUAUUGUAGUUUAGCGCAUUUAUAUGCAAAUAAAAGAACUAUUGAUAACUAUA